Messenger RNA from Pectinophora gossypiella (pink bollworm), 3675 nucleotides. It is a transcript of the gene mdy, whose product is annotated as diacylglycerol O-acyltransferase 1. The transcript has 11 exons. The record is from RefSeq and is a predicted model, not a curated record. Gene Ontology annotation, biological process: triglyceride biosynthetic process. Gene Ontology annotation, molecular function: diacylglycerol O-acyltransferase activity. Gene Ontology annotation, cellular component: endoplasmic reticulum membrane. NCBI's taxonomy places the organism in Eukaryota, Metazoa, Arthropoda, Insecta, Lepidoptera, Gelechiidae. The coding region runs from base 244 to 1719 and encodes 491 amino acids.
UUGUGUAAUAACUCCGUCCCGUACGGACUUUAUACCAAUUUACCGCGCGGAAUACUUUGACCUUGUAGUAAAACUAGCGGCUUUUCUUAAGUUAAUUAUAUUAUAAUUAAAUCUGCCCAGACCUUUAUUUAUAUCAGUUAUGUGGUAUCGUAUAACUAAUUUGAUAAGGACAUAAACUUUUAUAGUAGGUAGAAUCACGAUAGUGCUCGUGUGGAUUAGUUCGUGUCUUGUGUAAAUAAAGAAAUGACGUCGGAAUCAGAAGAGAAGGCUCUUCGUUACCGACGGGCGCAAAGUGUGACACGGGCCGAAGAAAUUACUGAAAAGGAAAAAAAGUUUCGAAGUUUACAACUUGAUAGACCUUGUCACAAACCAAGAGACUCCCUGUUCUCAUGGAGCUCAGAGUUUGCAGACUUCACGGGGCUGGUCAACUGGGGCUUCUUGAUGCUUACCAUCGGUGGAGUGCGCCUAUUCCUUGAAAACAUCCUGAAGUAUGGAUUUCGUGUGAACCCUAUUGAGUGGAUUAUUGUACUGACUGGCUCUAAUGAAGGACAGAACAGCCAAUAUCCUAGCCUGGUGCUGCUGAUAUUUUCAGUGGUGCCUGUAGUGAUAAGCCUGCUAAUCGAAAAAUCCAUCGCAGUGGAUAUGAUAUCGGAAAAAGUCGGAUUAGCAUUACAAGUGUCUAACAUCAUUUUUGUGAUAUCCUUGCCUAUGGCCGUCCUUCAUUUUAAGGGAGAUGAAUUUAGUUUUGUGGGAAUAUCGACAGUGUGCACACACUAUUUGAUUUUGUUCUUGAAACUCUGGAGCUAUGUGCAAACUAAUCAUUGGUGCAGAUGUGGCAUUAAGAAGAGGUUCGCAAAGAAUACACUGAGGCGGCAGAGUUUAUCAGCACCUAACUGGAAUGAGCUUGUGAACGCGACACAGGAACAGACAGCCGAAGAGGAGCUCAACGACGACGCGGCGGCGGCGGGCCUGACCAAGUACCCAGACAACCUGUACCUGAAAGACUUGUUCUAUUUCAUGCUGGCCCCCACCCUCUGCUAUGAACUCAAUUUCCCCCGCACCGUACGCAUCAGGAAGCGUUUCUUGAUAAAGCGGAUGUUGGAGGUGAUGUUCGGCGUGAACCUCGUGCUGGCGUUGUUCCAGCAGUGGAUGAUACCGUCCGUCACCAACUCUGUGGACACGUUCUCGAGGAUGGAUCCUAUAAGGAUCACCGAACGACUGUUGAAGCUUUCGGUACCAAACCACUUGAUAUGGCUGUGUUUCUUCUACCUGUUAUUCCAUUCGUUCCUCAACUUGAUGGGCGAGUUGUUACAAUUCGCCGACCGCUCUUUCUAUGGGGACUGGUGGAACUCUAAUAACAUCGCGGUGUUCUGGCGGUCCUGGAACCUGCCCGUGCACAGGUGGGCGGUGCGACACGUGUACACGCCCAUAACUAUGAAGGGAUACAGCAAAUCCACUGCCGGAGCCGUCGUCUUCCUAAUAUCGGCGCUCUUCCAUGAGUACUUGGUGAGUGUCCCCUUACAAAUGUUCCGCGUGUGGGCGUUCCUGGGAAUGAUGGCGCAGCCGCCGCUGUCUGUGAUCUCGCGCUUCGCUGAGGUGCGGUUCGGGCGCCGCUGGGGCAACCUCAUCGUGUGGAGCUCCCUCAUCUUGGGCCAGCCGCUCGCCAUCAUGAUGUACUACCACGACUACGCCGUCGCGCACUUCACUCCCGCGCAAUGAUACCAACAUAAAGUUUCUUUAGUUUCACCAAAUGAAUAAUCUGAGUCAGUGUAUUGCGUUUAUGACGGCGAAGCGACCAAUUUGAUUCUUAUUUAAAAUCAGCUUUAACUUCAGUGGCACGCAGUAAGGCAUAUAGUUAUUUAAUAGGCGCUGGAUCAUUCGCACGGCAUUUUUUUACCUUGCUUUUUAAGUAUUUUUAAGCAUAGGUAUUUCAAAGACAUUACAAGAUCUUUAGAUUGGUCACUUUAUCGUCAAUUUGUUCUUCAUUAAUUUUGUUUAGAGUAGUGGGAGCCUAGUCUAGAAGCAAGGGCAAGGGUAACAAAUGUGGUCAAGUUGUAGAUGCUAUUAUUAUUUGCCAGGCGCGGAAUAACAUAUCAGAAAAUGCAAUCUACAUCUAUAAUAAUGAUACAAAAUUAUAUUGUAUACAAAAUAUUUUUACCAAAGCAAUAUUAUUGGCAAAUAAGAUCAUCUAGUGCUCGAGUAGUUUUAAAUAUACAUACAUAUAUAUGUUUUGAAAUAUUUUGUGUCGUUAAAUAUUUAAUAUUGUAAACUUCCGUUUUAAUGUAUUUUACUAUUGUUAAAUAUAAUGUAGGUAUUGCAAUUAAGUUUUCAGUCGAUUUUAAUGUUUUAGUUCAAAGAUCAACAGUAGUUUUAUGAGUACGUUUUGAGUACCUAGAUCAAAAUAAUAUUUUAUUUUUAUGUUGAAAUAUUUAUUAGAAGUUAAGGGUUUGGUGCAUUUUGCUAUGAUGUAUAUUUUGAAACGAUUGUUUAUGUAAGUACAUAAUACCUGCAUUUUAAAUAUUCCAUUUACAAAAUAAAUAUUUUAGAGCUGUUGCAAGACUGAAUACGCAACGCUACCGUAGUAUUGAUUGUGAUAUUCUUGCCAUAAACCAAUUAUGAAUUUAUUUUACGAGUUUAAAGCAAUUGUAUACAAAUGUGUCUAAUAAUGGUGCUCAUUCUAGGAGACAGUUCAUUUUGAAUUAUACCUUUCACAUUCUUAUCCGCCGAAAAGGAAAGGGACGGGUAACCGACAGGUUGAAUGUGUGUAUGUAAAUUUUGGGCAUUCAUCCUAAUAAAUGAUUUGAUAUUAUACGUUUAAGGAACGUUGGCAUUCAGGUUCAGGACAGAAUUCAGUUGACAAUUGUCAAUCAUCCGUCCCUUUCCUUUUCGGCGGAUAAGAAAAUGGCAGGUGUGGCUGUGAAAUAACAUUAGACGGUGUCUGCUGAAAUCAGCAUUAUUUUAUUAAUUUAAAUUUAUUAUAGGAAGAUGUUGUUAAGUAGUAAGAAAUGUAUAUUUAAUAUGUUAACUAUAUUUAUGAAUAUAAAUAAUAAAUAUGGUCUAUUGUGUUCGCGAUUUUUAAGCUUAAAAUCAUGACAGUUUAUUAUUAAAUUAGAAAUGGUUUCUUACUAUUUAUUAUUAUUUGCUAGCUAUUUUUAUAUUUCAUAUUAACAUUUUAUAAAUUGCAUAUCAGUGCUGAUUCUGGCGGACGAUACUUAAAUGUUAUAUCGUUUAACUAUUUUAAAUAGUGCCGUUCUUUACUUACGAUAAGAGCUAGAAAGAGACAGCUAGUUUAGGAACUGUCAAACUAUAUCAAAAUUAAGUUUAUGCGGGUCAGAAUUGGCACCAUUAUGUUAUAUGUCAUUUAAGAGUGGGACUUCGAUUACGGGAACGUAUUGACUAUAAACGUAAAAAUAUCCUACAAUCUUUUUGCAAAUAUCCACUUCGAAUUUAUGUAAAUUUUGAUUGGAUAUUUGCAAGAAAAGACAAAAGAUUGUUAGGAUAUUUUUGCGUUUACGGACGGUAAUGGUUUUUCCAGAGUUCGAAGAACCACCAUUAAAGAUGUUGCGAAUGUAUUUUUAUAUUAAUAUUUGAUAAAGUUAUCACAAUUUAAUAUACCAAUUUAUAUUUUUAUACCAAAUUUUGUAUGAAUGAAAUAUAAUAUUUUUAAAUAUGAAA